AGGGAUUUGGUGCACACAUGAGUUGUUUAAAAGGCCAUGGAAGAACACGACCAGGUAGGAUUUGUUUCUCAUCACUCCAUCAGCAACAUCAAAAGCACAAGAUCUUCGCAUCAAAGCAUCCACUCGCAACAACAAGCAUCUCUACUACUCAAUCAACCAAUCACUACGCAUCCCAACAACAACCAAACAAACCCUCUCAUAUCAAAAUGAACGCCGCAAGACAAAUCAUCUCUCGCCGGGCUAUGUCCCUCACCCCCAGACUUGGCACAUCUGCCCGCUUUGCCUCAACACACGCACAUCCUUCAAUGUCCAAGCACGACCAAGGUGUGAUGAGAAGUAUUUUCACUGCCGCAACAGUGGCCACCGCUUCCGGUGUUGCAUACGCAGCAGCAAGAUCAGGUGGCAGAGUAGGCGGCCGCUACGCACAAAAGAACUCGAGUCUGGACAGCUCCAAAUGGUUCAUGGAAGGUGCCGAAGGCAGCAAGAUCUUUGGCAAGAACUAGAGGAGGAUGACUGGACUUGAAGAGUUUACCACCAUUCCGGCGUUGAUUGGACCCCCCAGUGAGGGCUACCAUACAUAUCCGCCAGGAGGCCCCAGGUAUUGGGUGCCACGAAUUUCAUCAUGUCAUUUUAUGAGCGUUGGCCCUGGAAUCGGGAAGGCAAGGAAUGGAGUUUGUGGUGUGGCACAUAUGCCAGGAUUUGUCAUUGCGGAUUCUUGUCUGGACCGCUUCAAUAGUACAUAUUGAUCCAGGGUAUCUUUGAACAUUGAGAACAAAUUAUCCCAAAACACCAUGCUUUUGCUCAAGAGUCAUAACAU
Exophiala viscosa is the source of this 817-nucleotide messenger RNA. RefSeq lists its product as uncharacterized. The record is from RefSeq and is a predicted model, not a curated record. The transcript is spliced from 2 exons. Bases 18 to 503 code for a protein of 161 amino acids. Lineage: Eukaryota; Fungi; Ascomycota; Eurotiomycetes; Chaetothyriales; Herpotrichiellaceae.